CUUCUAUGAGCACACUGCCAUUGAGAAUCCGUGAUGCACUUCCACAACAGCUCCUUCCCAUAUGAGAGGUUGCUCCGCUCAGUGGUCGUGCUGCUCUGGUCCCCGGUUUCCUUGUAAAAGAAGAAAACCAAUUGUUGGCGCAUUAUUCAUAAACCAAUUACUAGUUCUUAUGGACUGAAAGGGCAGGCCCAGUCCAAUCGAAAGCCCGAUAACCCACUCCACCUUCAGAGAAGAAAGAAAACACCAUGACGUCGUCGGGCAUAACGCAAAACCCUAAACCCUUUGCAACGCGCCGUUCUUACGAUCCUCUUCAUCAAUGGCUUCAGCGUGCAGCAGAAUUGCGCAAAGAGCAUAUUCAUUUUCUUGCAUAAAAUCAAGCAUCAAAUCUACUCUUCGCUCUUCAUCCUUCUCCAAGUCAGCCACCAACACCGCCACCACUUCUUCUCCUCUUUGCCGAUCCAUUUUAACCAGGGUUGCUCCGGAACUAAGAUGCGCGCAGUCGUUGCUGCCGCUGCAUAGUGCGGUUGCGACGGCGAGGAUGACGUCAUGCCUGAGUACAACAUCUCGGAGCUGCCGAGCUCUAUCACAGGGCACAUAGUUAAUUGGGAGUUUGCGGGACCAGUCACUUUUGACCUACUGCUUCAUUACCAAAGCUCGGUCUAUCAGUUCCAAGGUAACAUGCUAGAAGUGAGACUGAAGAAAGCCUUUUACAUUUGUGAGGUUGGAUUUUGUAAUUCUGCUAUGUCAAUACCCAAAAGUCGCUAUACUCAAUUUUAUUUUUUCAGGUUGAGAAUGAUUUUGUUGUUGAAUAAUGGUUACUCGCCGGAUUAUAUAAAUUUGAUUAAUCAAUAUGCUUAAUUAAAGCGAACUCUGGUUCAUCAAGAAAUGGAGGUCAAGUAUAAAAAUUGAGGUAGACUGAUGUUUCAGUGGAAA
This is a messenger RNA of Arachis stenosperma, 933 nucleotides long. Its product is annotated as protein NONRESPONDING TO OXYLIPINS 2, mitochondrial-like. NCBI's taxonomy places the organism in Eukaryota, Viridiplantae, Streptophyta, Magnoliopsida, Fabales, Fabaceae. Bases 317 to 598 code for a protein of 93 amino acids. The transcript is spliced from 4 exons. The record is from RefSeq and is a predicted model, not a curated record.